UCCGUGCAGUUGCAUGCAACCCUGUUCUCUCUGAUUAGAAGAAAUUGAACCAACCGUGCGGCAUAUUUUGCAAUCAGAUUUUUUCUAUUAAUUUGUGUGUGUUUCUCGCGUUUAUUGUUCGAUUGCAUUUAAUAAGAAUUGAGUUACAAUGGCACAGAGUAAACUGAAUGAUUUGGCUGGAAAGUUGGGCAAAGGUGGACCACCAGGAUUAACCACAGGUAUCAAACUAUUGGCUGCAGUUGGAGCUGCGGCUUAUGGCAUCAAUCAAUCUCUUUAUACAGUGGAUGGUGGUCAUCGUGCGAUCAUUUUCAACCGUCUUGGUGGCAUCCAAAAUGAAAUAUAUUCAGAAGGCUUACAUUUCCGCAUUCCCUGGUUCCAGUAUCCAAUCGUUUAUGACAUUCGUUCACGGCCCCGUAAAAUUUCAUCUCCUACCGGCUCAAAGGAUUUACAGAUGAUCAAUAUUUCGCUGCGUGUGCUCUCGCGUCCCGACUCCGUGCGUCUUCCAAUAUUGCAUCGUCAACUGGGUGUUGAUUAUGACGAAAAAGUUUUGCCAUCAAUUUGCAAUGAAGUGUUAAAAAGUGUAGUAGCCAAAUUCAAUGCAUCUCAAUUGAUCACACAACGUCAGCAGGUUUCAUUGCUCAUACGCAGAGAAUUGGUUGAACGCGCACGUGACUUCAACAUUAUUCUGGAUGAUGUUUCCCUCACUGAAUUGAGUUUCGGAAAGGAAUAUACCGCCGCUGUUGAAGCCAAACAGGUGGCGCAACAAGAAGCACAGCGUGCAGUGUUCUUCGUCGAGCGUGCCAAGCAAGAGAAACAGCAAAAGAUUGUACAAGCUGAGGGUGAGGCUGAAGCAGCUAAAAUGUUGGGUCUUGCUGUGAAACAGAAUCCCGCCUACUUGAAAUUGCGUAAAAUACGUGCCGCUCAAAGCAUAGCAAGAACUAUUGCUAAUUCACAAAACCGGGUCUACCUCUCAGCCGACAGUUUGAUGUUGAACAUUCAAGAUUCUGGCUUCGAUGAUAUGACUGAGAAAGUUUACAAAAUCGAAUCGGGCUGGUUUGAUGGCGGCAGUAAGCAAAAGAGAACUGAUAAAUCUGCUGCAACUGUUGGCGCCGUUGCGCAGCGUACGGCAGAUCGCUUGCUUUAGAGCGGGCGUGGAGAAGACGCAAUUGAACUACGAGUACCUAUAAUAUAAAACAUAAAAACAAGCAUUUGUGGAAUUGUUGGAAAAAUGUUUUUUUUUUUUAAUUUUUUUUUUUCGAAUUUUUUGCUAUUAAUGAAUAUUUUAACUUCGUUAAUAAUCAAUGGAGAUUUUAAAUAUCGCUUAAAAUUUGAUUGUGCCUUGGCUUGUGAAACAUGAAUAAUUAUUAUUUUUAAAUAAAACUGACGCGCAGCGUAAAAAACACGCUUUAAGGUCA
Molecule: messenger RNA, 1415 nt
Organism: Ceratitis capitata (Mediterranean fruit fly)
Lineage: Eukaryota; Metazoa; Arthropoda; Insecta; Diptera; Tephritidae
Gene: Phb2
Product: prohibitin-2
Exons: 6
Coding region: 149-1144 (331 amino acids)
Biological process (GO): mitochondrion organization
Cellular component (GO): mitochondrion; membrane
Source: RefSeq, a predicted model, not a curated record